Molecule: messenger RNA, 2573 nt
Organism: Amborella trichopoda
Lineage: Eukaryota; Viridiplantae; Streptophyta; Magnoliopsida; Amborellales; Amborellaceae
Molecular function (GO): protein binding
Source: RefSeq, a predicted model, not a curated record
UUUUCCUGAAAUUUUUUCUGGAAAAUUUUCAAACAUUUGGCCAUCCCUUUCUUUUCAUUUCCUUUCUCAUCGCUCCUCUGGUCUUUCUCAUUCUAUCUCUAUCACUCACUGCACCGAAGCUCCACACUCUUUCUUCUUUUCUUUCACCCCCUCCCUUCAUCUCUGAAACUACUCUUCCACUUUUUCUCUCUUUUAAAUUUUUUUGCCUCUUUUUACCUUGACCUUUCUUCACGGUUUUUCUCUUUCCAAAGCCAUAUGUCUGAGGAUCUCUUCACUGGUGGUUGUAAUCAAGGAGAUGGUGGAGGAUCGACAAUGGUGGUUGGACAACUAUCAUGUUUCAAAGUGAAUGGAUGCGAAAUGUAAGACCUAUUGUCCACACUGUGUGCAAGUGAAGCAGCUUCUGUCCAACGUAGGAGCAAACUUUAUGUUGUUAAACUGGAUGUGGAGAGUAAUGGAGCCGGCCACGAUAUAGGAAUACUGAAUUCAUAAGGGGGCAGAUCAUAGAUUCUUGCUGCAAUGUUUUUCCUCACAAAAGACCUGUUCCCUUUCCAAUAGUUUGAAGUUGUGGAUACUGUGGUGAAUUUCUUCUUGUUUGCCCUCCUGUAUGAACAAUUGCAGAAUUCCAGGGAUAGAGAGACUCCAUGCAUUAAUGUUCAGGAAGGGCCUAAAAACUCUUCUCUGUGUUGGAAAGCCCAGGGCAGUUUCAUUUUCUUGCAGAAACCGUGUGCUUCUCCUUUCUUUGAGGCUCUUUUCUCACUCGUCAUGGCUCUUCCUCGAAGGAAACCCUCUCAUGAAAUGGCCCCAUUCUCAAAUACCCAAAAAUCCCAGCAGUUCCAAACCAUCGCAACCUACACAUGUGCAGACUCACCCCCCAGAAGAGCUUCUAUCACUUGAUGAGGAGGCGCUACAAACGGAUUCUACCAUCAUCACUAAAAUCUUAAUGCAAUGUUGUUCUGAUGAAACCCAAAUACAAUCCUCCUUAGACGAGCUUCAACUCAAAAUCUCCCCCGAUCUCAUUAACAGAGUCUUCCAGAACUGCAUAUUCUCCUCCAACUCUGCCUAUGCCCUUUUUGUUUGGGCUCAAAAGCAGCCCAACUAUUCACACACCACCGCAGUUCUCAACUCCAUGGUUAAUCUUUUUGGUAGAAUGCGAGAAUUUGAUUCUGCUUGGUUAUUGAUUGAUUCGUUAAAGCCUCUAGUGAAUGCUCAGACAUUCACCAUCCUACUGAGACGCUAUGCUCGUGCUGGACUGCCCCAAGCUGCACUGAGAACUCUAGAUCUCAUACCCCAUUUUGGCCUAACCUUGACCCCUGAUUCUUUGAAUAAUAUCUUGGAUGCCCUUUGCAAGGAAGGGCAGGUUCGAGAGGCUGCGCGCUACUUCGAAGCGAGAAAAUCCAAACUGGCGUUGGCCUCCACUUAUAACAUCCUUCUCCAUGGCUGGUUUCGAUUGAGAAACCUUCGAAAGGCCGAAAGGCUAUGGGAAGAUAUGCAGGUUCGCAAUGUCCCAGCAAGUGUGGUAACUUAUGGAACACUAAUUGAAGGGUACUGUAGAAUGCGUAGGGUUGAGAGGGCACUUGAGUUGCUUGAAGAUAUGAAGUUUCGAGGGAUUGAGCCCAAUGUUAUAACUUAUAACCCGAUUGUGGAUGCCUUGGGAGAGGCCGGAAGGCAUGGAGAUGCCAUGGCUAUGACAGAUAGGAUCUUCACUCUUGGCUUGACCCCCACCAUCUCGACAUAUAAUUCUUUGGUGAAAGGCUUUUCCAAGCAUGGGGAUAUGGUGGGGGCUAGCAAGGUGCUUAAGAUGAUGAUCGGAAGGGGUUGUUUACCGACGCCUACUACCUACAAUUAUUUCUUCAAGUUCUUCUCUCGAGCAGGAAAGAUCGAUGAGGGUAUGAAUCUCUAUACGAAAUUGAUCAAAUCAGGGUAUUCGCUAGACCGACUGAGCUACCAGCUGCUCAUAAAGAUGUUAUGUGAAAAGGGUAGGCUGGAAAUGACUCUGCAAGUUAUUGAGGAUAUGCAUUCGAAAGGAUAUGAUUCAGACCUUGCGACUUCCUCUAUGCUUGUUCAUUUGCUUUGCAAUUUGGGUAAAUUAGAAGAAGCUUGCGAAGAGUUUGAAGGGAUGAUUAACAAGGGAAUUGUGCCUCAGUAUCUGACAUUUCAAAUGCUAGUGGAUGAGGUGAGAAGGUUGGGAUUGGUUGAAAGGGCUCGAAGAUUAACUGAGAUGAUGGAUUCUGUUCCUCAUUCUAAGAAGCUGCCUAAUAGUUAUAAAGGUGGGGAUGUGAAGAAGUCUAUAUUAGAGAAAGCUCAAGGAAUGUGUGAUUUGCUAAAGGUGUGCAAUGACCCCAGGAAGCUUGUCAAGCGUAAGGGUUCUACGGGAAAUGUGGUAGCCGAUGCCAAUCAGAUUAUAUUGGAUAUGAGAAACAGAGUUUGUGGGGUUUAACCAUCUCUAGUUCAAGUUCUAUUUUUUCUUUCAGCCAUACCAUUCUGUUGAGGUGUAUAAGGGAGCGUGUAUUGUUUAAUAAUUCCAUGUUCCUUACAAAAAUUUUCAAACUCAAAUAAAGUAUAUUCUCCACCUA